CAUCACGCUGCACAAUGGUUUCCAUGCAGUGAAAGAGGGUGAUUCAGCAAGACACCCCCCCCUUUUAUUUUUAUGGGGGGGUGCUUGUCAUAAGCCUUCCUUUUUUCUUUUCUCCCCCCCUCUUUUGUUAUUCUUCCCCAUCCCUCUUCACUCCUAGAGGUUUAAGUAAUUAAAAAAAUUGGAUUUCCUGGAAAUCACCUGUCCAUCUUUAAUUCUAGACAUCCCUUCCUCUCGGAGCGCCUCUUCCUCAUUCCGGUUCAGAAUGUGGCCCAGGACCGGCAAGUAGAAACAUCGGCUUUUAGGAGUCGGGAGCUGAACGGUCAGGAACGGAAUGGUAUUUAUGAGCCGUCAUUUCUUGUACUACUGUAGUGAACCUACCUUGGAUGUGAAGAUUGCCUUUUGUCAGGUGUGUGUUCCUUACAGGUAAAACAAGAUAUUGGCCUUUUUCCUUAGCCCUUUUUCAUCCGAGACAGAAAUUCUUAGUGUCUCCUGAAGCCUCCAAGGAUCCUGGUUGGGAGAUCGUGUUGGAUUUCAACAGCGUUCUCUUCCUAAGCUCUCCCCGAGAUCUGUCCACGUCACCCCGAUGGCGAUGGGGUCUCUCAUUGGAUUUGAUAAACAAGUGGAUGUGUCAUAUAUCUCCAAGCAUUACAACAUGAGCAAAAGCAAAGUUGACAACCAGUUCUACAGUGUGGAAGUGGGAGAUUCGACGUUCACAGUUCUUAAGCGCUACCAGAACCUAAAGCCUAUUGGCUCUGGGGCACAGGGCAUAGUUUGUGCUGCCUAUGAUGCUGUCCUUGACCGAAAUGUGGCCAUUAAGAAGCUCAGCCGACCGUUCCAGAACCAAACCCACGCCAAGAGGGCUUACCGGGAGCUGGUCCUCAUGAAAUGCGUCAAUCAUAAAAACAUUAUCAGUUUAUUAAAUGUCUUCACACCCCAGAAGUCACUUGAGGAGUUCCAAGAUGUAUAUCUGGUAAUGGAGUUGAUGGACGCCAACUUGUGUCAAGUCAUUCAGAUGGAACUGGACCACGAGAGAAUGUCUUACCUUCUCUACCAAAUGCUAUGUGGUAUCAAGCACCUUCACUCUGCCGGGAUCAUUCACAGGGAUUUAAAGCCCAGCAACAUCGUGGUCAAGUCAGACUGCACGCUGAAGAUUCUGGACUUUGGACUGGCCAGAACCGCAGGCACGAGCUUCAUGAUGACUCCUUACGUGGUGACCCGCUAUUACAGAGCACCGGAGGUCAUCUUGGGCAUGGGCUACAAGGAAAAUGUGGAUAUAUGGUCUGUGGGAUGCAUUAUGGGAGAAAUGGUUCGUCACAAAAUCCUCUUUCCAGGAAGGGACUAUAUCGACCAGUGGAACAAAGUCAUUGAACAACUAGGAACACCUUGCCCAGAGUUUAUGAAGAAGUUGCAACCCACAGUGAGAAAUUAUGUUGAGAACAGGCCUAAGUAUGCAGGUCUGACUUUCCCCAAGCUCUUUCCUGACUCCCUCUUCCCAGCUGACUCAGAGCACAAUAAACUCAAAGCCAGCCAAGCCCGGGAUCUUCUGUCCAAAAUGCUGGUGAUUGACCCUGCCAAAAGGAUAUCGGUGGAUGAAGCUUUGCAACACCCAUACAUCAAUGUCUGGUAUGACCCUGCAGAAGUGGAGGCGCCUCCUCCACAGAUAUACGAUAAGCAGCUGGAUGAAAGAGAACACACUAUCGAGGAGUGGAAAGAACUUAUCUACAAGGAAGUAAUGAAUUCUGAAGAAAAGACUAAAAAUGGCGUAGUUAAAGGACAGCCUUCUCCUUCAGGUGCAGCAGUGAACAGCAGCGAGAGCCUCCCCCCAUCCUCGUCUGUCAACGACAUCUCCUCCAUGUCCACUGACCAAACCUUGGCGUCCGACACUGACAGCAGCUUGGAAGCGUCCGCGGGUCCCCUGGGGUGUUGCAGGUGACUGGCCGCCUGCCUGAGGAACCCGACCUUCUUCAGCCGGUGACGCCGUUGAUGCCAAACACGCUAUUUCGGGAGGGAGUGGUGGGGGGGGGGAAUUUAAAAAAGCUGGGGAAACAAAAAAAGAUAUUCAGAAAGGAAGCGAAACACCAUCUAAAAGUGAAAUCAGCCUUUCCGCCCGCUUCUCCUCCAGAGUUAUGUAUCUCAGCUAAGCUCAAGCGUAUAUUUAACUUUGAGUUGUUCUGCUUUGGCCUUCCUCUAUUGAUGGUUCCUGCAGAAAACAAAACACGAAAGAGGUCCCCCCCUCGUUUUUUUUUUUUCUUCACCGAGUGUGAAUUAAAGGCCGCAAACCUAACAGCUUGUGGCGGCCACUCAUUGGCAUGACAGGGUAUGCAAAAACCCUUGAAGCGUGUGUGUAUGUUUCUCUAUCUUCAGCCAACUGCUCCUUCCGGCCCGGUCAGGUGAAUGUAGAUCCAGACCCGCAUGUGUCUGUAUAUGAGCACAGCACAUUUACUUGUAGAGAAUCCAGUACCCCCGGUGCUGUAUAUACACAGUAGGCACUGUAGUUUAACUGACCCAUUUUAUGUCCACUACUGCUACUUCAUAAGUCCAUCUGUAAUAUAUUGCCAGUAUACGAGCUGUUUAGUUUGUUAAUCGAUUAAGUUGUAUGUCUUAUAAGAAAAUUUGUAAAAGGAAAAAAAAGUUGUGAGUAAGCAUUCUCGGACCUUUGAAGAUGUAGUCCCCACCCCCUCCAUUUCAGCUGAUUAAAAGCCUUUACUGA
Molecule: messenger RNA, 2710 nt
Organism: Tachyglossus aculeatus (Australian echidna)
Lineage: Eukaryota; Metazoa; Chordata; Mammalia; Monotremata; Tachyglossidae
Gene: MAPK10
Product: mitogen-activated protein kinase 10
Exons: 14
Coding region: 584-1933 (449 amino acids)
Biological process (GO): protein phosphorylation; JNK cascade
Cellular component (GO): nucleus; cytoplasm
Molecular function (GO): ATP binding; JUN kinase activity
Source: RefSeq, a predicted model, not a curated record